Staurois parvus is the source of this 480-nucleotide messenger RNA. NCBI's taxonomy places the organism in Eukaryota, Metazoa, Chordata, Amphibia, Anura, Ranidae. The record is from the annotation of a GenBank genome assembly.
ACUGGGGGGAGGGAAAAGUGUCCGGACUGGAAGGGGGGGGAAAGUGUCCGGACUGGAAGGGGGGAAAGUGUCCGGACUGGAAGUGUCCCCGGACUGGAAGGGGGGAAAGUGUCCGGACUGGAAGGGGGGGGAAAGUGUCCGGACUGGAAGGGGGGGAAAGUUGUCCAGGACUGGAAGGGGGGGAAAGUGUCCGGACUGGAAAGGGGGGGGAAAGUGUCCGGACUGGAAGGGGGGGAAAGUGUCCGGACUGGAAGGGGGGGAAAGUGUCCGGACUGGAAGGGGGGGAAAGUGCGCACCCGGACUGGACUGGAAGAAAAAAGGGGGAAAGCUUUGGAGGAAAGUGUCCGGACUGGAAGGGGGGAAAGUGUCCGGACUGGAAGGGGGGGAAAGUGUCCGGACUGGAAGGGGGGAAAGUGUCCCGGACUGGAAGGGGUUAAAAGUAGUAAGCACUGGAAGGGGGGAAGUGUCAGACUUGAAGUG